UAGUCGGCCGACGCGCCCGGAUACAGCGGAUAAACCCGUGCUCUUCGCGUCCCUCUCGCACCCGAGAAGACGGAGAAAGUCCAGCGCGUGUAGGGGGAAAAACCCUUUUUGGCAAAGUGAAUAAUUCGCGGGGACCGAAUUUUGUUGUCGGCCGUCGCGGAGACGGGACCCAGACUGCCGAGUAGUUCCUUUCCCGAACUGGUUGUGUGCGUCCGUCCCAGAUCGUUUCUUAACACCCAGGUCCCCCCCCCCCACCCCGCUCACACUUUAGAUCCGUGGGGUGUGGAGACAGGGGCCGGGGUUUUAAAACGUGGAAGGAAAAAAAAGGGGGGGAGAAAGAAAGAAGGAAAACAAUUUAGGAUCUCCCCUAAGCGGUGCUGGAGUUGCGGACCACGCUGUGCGAAUGAGUGAUUGAUUCCAACUUCGCUCCUUAAGGGCAGAAUGGGUGUGUGUCCCCUGCUCCUGCUGCUCAGCCUAAUCCUUGUGGCCUCGGCCAAGGACUCUCUCGUCACCACAGCUCCUCCUAUCAUCACGGCCAAACCCACAGACCCUCCUGUUGCACCUCUCCUCAACAUCACGGUGGUACCUUCGACUGUCCCCCCAGGCCCAUCCACACCCCUCACUCCUACUGCCAGCCCCAAAACACCUGACGCCAUUACAAGUCCAGCGAGUGAUGAGGCUGUGACAACAGGAGGUCCCACUGGCAACCCAGCACCAACACCCAUCCCUGCUCCCUUUCCUCCAGUCCAAACUGAUAGUCAACAGAUACCAACGAGCACCCAGCCUCCCCCUGCUCCCACCACAGCAGUCCAGGAUGGGGGACGGGAGAAUGGGACCACAGCCUCUGCUCCAGACACUCCUCCUCCAGACGACACCCCCAACUUAGAGGAGACCACCACAGAAUCCAGUGUGGAGGGCACCUCCGACACCGGCAUCCCUGAUAUGGAGGGUCCAGAAGACGUCCCAUCAGAUGACAUGCCAAUCAUAGCGGUGAUGGUGGCCUUAUCCUCCCUGUUGGUCAUCGUCUUCAUCAUCAUCAUCCUCUACAUGCUCAGGUUUAAAAAGUACAAGCAGGCAGGAAGCCAUUCCAACUCCUUCAGACUGACCAAUGGCAGAUCAGAAGAUACAGAACUCCAGAGUGUGCCCCUAUUGGCCCGCUCACCCAGCACAAACAGGAAGUACCCGCCCCUUCCCGUCGACAAGCUCGAGGAAGAGAUGAACCGUCGCAUGGCUGAUGACAACAAGCUCUUCAGGGAGGAGUUUAAUGCAUUACCAGUCUGUCCAAUCCAGGCUUCAUGUGAUGCAGCCUCCAAAGAGGAAAACAAGGAGAAAAACAGAUAUGUCAACAUCCUGCCAUACGAUCACUCCAGGGUACACCUCUCAUCUCUGGAGGGAGUACCUGACUCCGACUUCAUCAACGCCUCUUUCAUAAAUGGUUAUCAAGAAAAGAAUAAGUUUAUUGCAGCUCAAGGGCCCAAAGAGGAAACGGUAAAUGACUUCUGGAGAAUGAUCUGGGAGCAGAACACAGCCACCAUCGUCAUGGUGACAAAUCUGAAGGAGAGAAAAGAGUGUAAGUGUGCCCAGUACUGGCCGGAUCAGGGCUGCUGGACCUAUGGGAACAUCCGUGUGUCUGUAGAAGACACAAUGGUUCUGGUAGACUACACUAUCCGCAAGUUCUGCAUCCAACAGGUGGGUGAUGUUUCUGGGAAGAAGCCUCAAAGACUAGUCACCCAGUUCCACUUCACCAGCUGGCCAGACUUUGGAGUCCCUUUCACCCCCAUAGGCAUGCUCAAGUUUCUCAAAAAGGUCAAGACCUGCAACCCCCAAUAUGCUGGGCCCAUUGUGGUCCACUGCAGUGCUGGAGUGGGCCGGACGGGAACCUUCAUCGUGAUUGAUGCCAUGCUGGACAUGAUGAACGCAGAGAGGAAGGUCGAUGUUUUUGGCUUUGUCACCAGGAUCAGAGCCCAGCGCUGUCAGAUGGUCCAGACAGACAUGCAGUACGUAUUCAUCUUCCAGGCUUUGUUAGAACACUACCUGUACGGAGACACAGAGCUGGAGGUGACCUCUCUGGAGUCUCACCUAGCCAAACUCUACGCCCCCUCACCUGGAGCUGGCUGUGGGGGUCUGGAGGCUGAAUUUAAGAAACUGACAUCAAUCAAAAUCCAGAAUGAUAAGAUGAGAACAGGCAACCUGCCUGCCAACAUGAAGAAGAACAGAGUCCUCCAGAUCAUCCCAUAUGAGUUCAACAGAGUGAUCAUUCCGGUCAAACGAGGAGAGGAGAACACCGAUUAUGUUAACGCCUCUUUCAUAGACGGCUACCGUCAGAAGGACUCCUACAUGGCAGGCCAGGGCCCCCUGCAGCACACUAUAGAAGACUUCUGGAGGAUGAUCUGGGAGUGGAGGAGCUGCUCCAUAGUCAUGCUGACCGAGCUCGAGGAGAGAGGACAGGAGAAGUGUGCACAGUACUGGCCAAGUGAUGGAGUGGUAGUCUAUGGGGACAUUGCCAUCGAGCUUAAAAGAGAAGAGGAAAGCGAGAGCUACACUGUGCGAGACCUCCUGGUCACCAACAACAGGGAGAAUAAGGCCCGAGCGGUGCGUCAGUUCCAUUUCCAUGGCUGGCCAGAAGUUGGCAUCCCCACCGACGGUAAAGGCAUGAUCAACAUCAUUGCUGCAGUACAGAAGCAACAGCAGCAGUCGGGUAACCACCCUAUCACCGUACAUUGCAGUGCGGGUGCAGGUCGGACAGGGACUUUCUGUGCGUUGAGUACAGUCCUGGAGAGGGUGAAGGCAGAAGGGAUCCUGGAUGUUUUUCAGACAGUCAAGAGCCUCAGACUGCAAAGACCCCACAUGGUGCAGACACUGGAGCAGUACGAGUUCUGUUACAAAGUUGUCCAGGAGUAUAUUGAUGCCUUUUCCGACUAUGCCAACUUCAAGUAGGGACCCGCCAUGGCUGGACGUCCACGUACAAGUCCCCAAAAAAAAAAAAAUCACACACUUGCACGCAAUCAUACAUACACACUCGCAUGCAUUCAGCUGCAUAUUCUCAUGCAGUGGAUGUAAAACUUGACUAGACUUGUGUGGAUGAACUACCCGCAGGAAAAGGGAACAAAAGUCUCAGCACAGAAGAAAAGUGCAGUGCAGUUGGACAGAGAAAAUAACUUGAGAUGCCUUCUCAAAUAUUUUGUAAUAUUUGUCUUGUUAAUACAUCCCUUCGAUCCCAUUUGCCCCCCCCCCCCCACAAAUGUAUAUAUUUACCAUGUUCCACCUUUUUUUUUUUAGAUUUAGUUUUGUGUUUGGCUGAAUUUUAGGGGAGCUUUUGUAAUUUUAUUGGUGUGUAUGUGUGCAAACCAACACAUGUACGUGCACAGACACAUACAUACAUACUAUAGAUAUACAUCUAAUGCUCGAGAGGCUAGUGUCAAAAAUCCAGUUAAGGGAAUUGGGUUUGGUUAUUACUGUGUUUGCCUUAUUUUUUUUUUUAUUUAAGGACUAAAACUUCAAAAGUUUAUGGCCUCGCCAGGUCCAUGCCGUAGCAAUUUGCAGCUGGUAGCAGAACCAAGAUAACGUUGUAUAUACAGACAUCCCUGAUUGUUUUUCAGUCAGAUACACACACGUAAGUACUAACACUAACCCCUCACUGUGACGAGACACUUUACAGAGAAACGGUCCCGUUUACUUGGUGAAUGAAUCAUCCCCAAGUCUUUGUGAAAGUUUAACCCAUUAAUUCUCAUGGGUCACAAGUACGAAGGUCAAUCAUGAUGGGAGGUCAGGGUUGCUGUGACGUAGCCGCUAGUCCAGGAUUAUGCACACACUGUUAAAUACCCCGGAGUCAUUUGUUCCCGGGGCAACCACAACACCUGUGUGUGUGUGUGUGUGUGUGUGUGUGUGUGUGUGUGUGUGUGUGUGUGUGUGUGUGUGUGUGUGUGUGUGUGUGUGUGUGUGUGUGUGUGUGUGUGUGUGUGUGUGUGUGUGUGUGUGUGUGUGUGUGUGUGUGUGUGUGUGUGUGUGUGUGUGUGUGUGUGUGUGUGUGUGUGUGUUUGUAUGUUUAAACAAGAGCGGAGAACACAUUCAAUUCAGCAGCUUGCAGAGGAGACGGCAUGUGUUGCAGCACUGUUUGCAACCCUGUCGACUGCUUAAAGUCUUCAUUCACUUUCAUUCACUUCAUUCUUCUAGCUCUGGAAGCUAAUCUGAGACAUUCAGCAACGUUGUUUUUGACAUCAGGAACUUUAUCUAUCUUUCUGUCCAUUGGUAGGCAACAUGUCCAGCUUGUAACUAUGUCUAUGUGGCUCUGGCAAGAAAAGUCCUUGAGGGGAAUUGUAGAAAAUCCCCCCCCCCCCCAAAAAAACACAGAAAAUAAAUCUAAGGUGUUGGAGCUUUGCUUUAUCUUUUUAGUUUUAACUAUAUAGAGCAUUAUUUAUUUCAAAGCUAAGUUUCCGUUUCAACAACUGUGUUGAUUAUGUCAAUAGGCCAAACUAUCGGGACAAUAAAACCACGGUAAACCGGUGGUUUAGUACAACACAGAAAAACAUGAAAUUCUGUAUACCCAAUAUAAUUUGUUUUUUGUUUACGCACAUUCAUUACAUGCUAGUAUUUCUUGGAUAUUGUUAUUUGAACUUUUUUUUUCUUCAAAUGCAUUUGUUUCCUGUAUGGGUUGCUUGAAAGUAAGCAUGCGUUAUUUCCCUUGUUUUUAUACUGGCUUCACAUCACAGCGCUGUUUAGCAUCACUUUGUUUUAUCUAUCUUUUUUUCUACCACAAUCGCUAAUACUGAUGAAUGUUUCUUUUUCAUGACCAUGCUGUUACUUCAGUAUUCUUCAGAAAAUUAACUCAUUGUUGAGCUAACUGUGGAGGCAUGCCAUGCAACGUUUGUAGUGAUGUAUUUUUUUUUUCUUAUCAAUGUACAAUGAGGGUACUCAGGCUUGAACUGCCACCUGUUUUAGAUGAGGCCACCGUCGAGACGACCCCCGUUAUGAUUGUACUGAAAGAUAGAUGAUGUCAGUUAAACACAGGGUUUAAGGUCGGUUCUAUUUCAACUCGGUCAACUCAGGAAAUGACUGACACCGGGAAUGUUUCAUUUAUAAAUUCAACAAAUUCAACACGAGCUCAUUUCCACAUUCUGGAGUCUUUGAAUUGAAAUUGCCCUGCUCCCUCACAGUUUCAGUGAAACAUCACUUUUAUAUUGGGGGAAAAAGGAUCACAACAUUAUUUGUUUCAGAAAAUUAAAAUGCGGGGGGUGUCCCGGUGGCGUAGUGGUCUAUUCCGUUGCCUACCAACAUGGGGAUCGCCGGUUCGAAUCCCCGUGUUACCUCCGGCUUGGUCGGGCGUCCCAACAGACACUAUUGGCCGUGCCUGCGGGUGGGAGGCCAGAUGUGGGUAUGUAUCCUGGUCACUGCACUAGCGCCUCCUCUGGUUAGUCAGGGCAUCUGUUCGGGGGGGAGGGGGAGCUGGCGGAAUAGCGUGAUCCUCCCACGCACUACGUCCCCCUGGCGAAACUCCUCACUGUCAGGUGAAAAGAAGCGGCUGGUGACUCCACAUGUAUCAGAGGAGGCAUGUGGUGGUUUGCAGCCCUCCCCAGAUCAGCAGAGGGGGUGGAGCAGUGACCGGGACGGCUCGGAAGAGUGGGGUAAUUGGUCGAGCACAAUUUGGGAGAGAAAAGGGGAAAAUCCCCCCCCCCCCAAAUUUUUUUAAAAAAUUGAACAGAAAAUUGUGGUUUAGUUUAAAUUUGCACACGUGAUGGUCUGCGAUGUGUCAUUGAUAGGAUUCAUUCAAAUUAACACCCUGUGUACAUCAACAAGAGGUUUCUGUUUAGCAGUUUACAAGUUAAACAUUGUUCCCCGCUUUUGCAGAACACCACUCAUUGUCCCAUAUUUACAACACCAUUGAUAGAAGGGAUGAGCACAAUCGAUGUUGAUUUCUCCAUGGUGGACAGUCAUGAAGACGGAAUACCUAAUUUUCUGAAAGGGUAGUUCAGCUGUUGUUGAUUGUUUAAACAUUCAUGCACUAUUUGCACCAAAAGAAAAGCCCUUAAAAUGAUGGAACCAAACGAGAGAAAAGAUCAGUCAAAUCUCAUGACCUUACCAAAUGGGAAUAAAUUGGAAAGGUCUUCUGAGAGGCUCCCUGCAAUCUUGUCUUAGGCCUUUUUGCCAAGUCCCUUUUACUUUGGAAAUGUCGGGACUAAAAGAAUCCAACGUUUCACUUGAGCGUUCACUAAAACUGUUGGCUGUCGCUGCGUUGUCACUGUCAUUUCAGAUCAAAUCUCAUUCCAAAGCAUCACAAGUGCCCAUACAGUCAGUUAGGUGCCAUUUUGUUAGUUGUUUUUUUUUUUUCUUAAACCAACUCGUUCUCCAAUGUACAGAGAAUGUGGUUGUGCAUUGAGGUCUGUACCUUUUGCAUUAGCUGUUUCUGUCUUUUUUCUUCUUUUUUUUUUUGGUUUCGUGUCCAAUGUGCAGGAUUGCUGUCUCACUCCUCUUCACUGUAGUGUGACACAAAAAAAAACUGACACUGUGCCAAGCUAAGAGUUCCCUUGUAUUGCUCUUGUGGACUAAGAAAAGUGCCUCACGGGUAGAUUUUCAAAGAGAAAGGUUUUCCCUCCUUCACUCUCAUCCUCGAUGUAAUCAUAGACACCGAAAAGGGUGUUUUGUGAACGCCCCCCCCCCCCACACAUGCAUUCCCUAACAAUCACAAGAAGAGCCAUGGCCGAUAAAGCUUUUCUCUCUGCAUUAAAAAUAAAGAGGGCCAAAGUGGAGACUUGGGUCUAUAAUCAUUCCAUUUAUAUUCCUUCAGGUCCCUGGUAGACCCUUAGCAGUGCAGUCUGCGUUUCAUUCUACUGCUAGCCAAUAUGGAGUUAAGUUCACUUCGGAUUUCCAUUCCGUUUUUUGUUUUUUUUUUACUUCCUGUCUUUAUUUCAUUCCAUUUUAUUGAAAAUUGGACCGUUGACUCGUCAUCCAUUGUGGGUCACUAAAUGUUCACCGGCUUAUUAAAUAUUACCCCAGAAGAAAGCGUAGUUGCAUAAAUUGUUUAUUAUCAUAAGUCAGGUAUCCCUGUUUCCAAACACACACACCCCCACCCCCCUUUAUAAAAAUUCAGAUGAGUGAUGAUUCAGGGGGGUUAAACCAGCUUUCUUUUCCUCCAGCUGUUUCAGUAGGAAAGCCCUGGUCUUUCUGCUUAAGACACCAUGUGUUGUUAUAUCUCCUCUUCAUCUUGCGGUCUCCUUUCCCAGCCGUUGUCAUUCUCCUCAUGGAAGUCUCCUCAAACGGUCACUGCCCACUCCUUGUUGUACAUAAUGUAAGGUUAUUUAUAUUUCAUUUCUGUCUGCUGCCUUGCUUCUCUUGUUUUCCUCACCCUCUGUUAAGAUGUAUAUUGAACUGUAUUGGGACCAUCUUGAAAUGUAUUUGGAGAUGUUCUGUUUUGGCCAUUUUUUAAAUUUGGUAUUAUUGUCUUAAAUCCUAUUUUUAAUUUGCAUCUAUUUGUUUCUAGUGUUUUGUUAUUCAACAUUUGAAUAUAUGUAUAUAUAAUUAUAUAUAUAUGAUAAAAUUAUAUAUAAUUAUAUAAUGCCAAAUGGCCUUUCUAAGCUCUAAACUUAAUAAAGUGCUUG
Lampris incognitus (smalleye Pacific opah) is the source of this 7592-nucleotide messenger RNA. RefSeq names its product protein tyrosine phosphatase receptor type A (gene ptpra). The record is from RefSeq and is a predicted model, not a curated record. NCBI's taxonomy places the organism in Eukaryota, Metazoa, Chordata, Actinopteri, Lampriformes, Lampridae. Gene Ontology annotation, biological process: protein dephosphorylation. The coding region runs from base 442 to 2937 and encodes 831 amino acids. The transcript is spliced from 23 exons. Gene Ontology annotation, molecular function: protein tyrosine phosphatase activity.